CACUCACUCUCUCUCUCAGUCUCUCUCUCUCUCUCUCUCUCUCUCUCUCAGUCUCUCUCUCUCUCUCUCUCUCAGUCUCUCUCUCUCUCUCUCUCAGUCUCUCUCUCUGUCUGAUGUUUGUGGUCUCUAGUUUAAAUCUCUUCAGCCCUGCAGCAGGUAAGACUAUUCUUCCUCUGAACAUGUACAUCGGGAGUUUAUUCCGUUUUGUGUCAAGUCAAACUGUUAUUAUAAAUAUUUAUUCCUCUUUCUUUGAAAUGUUACUGAUUCGUUAGAAGAUCCAAACAGACUGUGGGUGUGUUUCAAAAUCUACUUAAGUUACCUACCUAGACAGCAUUUAUAGGGCAUAUUAGGCAUGUUCUGAGUCAAAUGAGCCGGUUCCCAUGACAAUACCACUCACUCUGAAUGUCAAUGCACAUCAAAAAUUUAGGUUGAGACAACUGUGUUUGUUUCAUUUCUUGUUCUGAUUCUAAAGUGUUUGUUCGAAAGUGUACAGAAGACUGACACGAGAACGAUUAAUCAAGCUGAAGUGAAUCGAUUAAUCAAUUAAUGAAUCGAUUCAGCCGCUCUCGCUACAAAACAGUAUUUAAACGGUCGUCUUCAAAUUUUUAAAUGAUAGAAACAUGUCAGGAGUUUAUAGUAGAACCCCUGAUAGCACACAUACAUCACCAGACAUCUGUUACUGUGUGUUUACAUCUGGAAGACAAUAUUUUUAGGUUGUUUGCACAUCUGCAAUAAGUUUAUAUGAUACGUUUAAUCUCGGAUAAGACAUUUAGAAGAUGCCUUUGAGAUGUUUAUAAUUUAGAAUGUUUGUAAAUCUGAUCUUUUUAAGAUGUUUAGCAGAUGUGAAUUAGAUUAUGAUGCUCUCCAGAUCUAAAACAGACAUCUAUGAGAUCUACGUGUGCUAUCUGGGACGUUAACUCGUGUAGUAAAUUUAAUGAGACAGAAAUCAUUCAGAGUCUGGAGCAGUGUUUCCUCUGAUCUAUCGACCUGUGUUUGCGAGUGUGAAAUAAUUGUGUUAGUGUUUGCAUUUUGCUGCAAUAUAUAGUGUCGUGCCUCUGUUGCGUUGUUCAGCAAGUAGAAACAGAACACUCAGUUCACUAUAAUCAUCUUCAUUUCCAUGAACCUAAAAUCACCUCAGGCUCUCCCGUCUGUCCGUCUCUCUCUCUCUCUCUUUUGUUUCAAUGUCAUUUUCGCUCUCUGUUUUAUUUAUGAGUAUGAUCUCAUUUAUUUCAUAGCUCGUCGCUGGAAGGACAUGCACUGACAACAACAAUAUUUAAACAGUCUGUCUCUCUUCAGGAUGUGUGGUAUGUCUGUGCUUUUGGAUGAUGGUGGAGGCGAUGAAGACUUUGAUGUUGAUGAUGGGAUACGGAUGCUGCCGCCUCCUCCAGCACAGUGUGACGGGGGGGUGUGGGGGGCCCGGCGGGGUCGCUGCGGGUGUGUUUUGUGGGCACUGGUUCUGCUGCUGUGGAACGUGAUGUUGGUGCUGGUGUGUGUGGGCCUGAUGGUUCUGGUGUUCACUUUCGUACUGCUGCCCGCCGCUCUGCUGCUGUACGCCGGCUUCCUGUGCCACUCGCGGGUUCUGGCAUCACCGACUCCUCUCUGCCGUUACCUUGACGAUAACAGUUGCUCCGCCCUCAUCAUCCUGGGCUUUAUUAUGAUGUCACCGUUGGUUGUGGUCGCUGCGGCGACAUUCUGCGCUCUUCUCAGGAGACUCCACCUCCUCUUAUAUUUUCAGCCAAUCACAGGAGCUUGGUACAGAGGGCGGGGCCUGGGCUGGAGGUGGGACAUCCAUGCUUGGGUUUGACAGACAGACACACCCACCAAUUUCAGGUCAGUAUUCAGGAUGAUCUCCAGUUAUAACCUCUCUAAUCCUAAAGGUCAAGGGGAGAGAGAGGUCAGGGGACAGCGACGGCGUUACUGUAAACCUACAGUAAACCGAAACAAAAUCACGUAACACACUUGAACUCUUUCAAUGUUCAUCCGUGCACCACCAACACAUUGCUCUGGUAAUAUUUUUACCUUGUUUCAGAGGAUUCCAUGAAGACUUUGUUAUCUCAAGAACACAUCUCAGAGAGAAUUUGUAAAGCCUCGGUUAUUUUCAGAACUAAUUUCAGGGGCCUGGGUAUCUCAGCGAGUAUUCACGCUGACUACCACACCUAGAGUCGUGAGUUCGCUUCCAGGGUGUGCUGAGUGACUCCAGCCAGGUCUCCUAAGCAACCAAAUUGGCCCGGUUGCUAGGGAGGGUAGAGUCACAUGGGGUAACCUCCUCGUGGUCGCUAUAAUGUGGUUCUCGCUCUCGGUGGGGCGUGUGGUGAGUUGUGCAUGGAUGCCGCGGAGAAUAGCGUGAAGCCUCCACAUGCGCUACGUCUCCACGGUAACGCGCUCAAUAAGCCACGUUAUAAGAUGCGCGGGUUGACGGUCUCAGAUGUGGAGGCAACUGAGAUUUGUCCUCCACCGCCCGGAUUGAGGCGAGUCACUACACCACCACGAGGACUUAGAGCGCAUUGGGAAUUGGGCAUUCCAAAUUGGGGAAAAAAGGGGAGAAAAAAAAGGGACUCAUCUCAGAGAGAACUUCGUAAAGCUUCUGUUAUCUUUGCUGGCUGUGAGUUUUCACAAGAUUUUGUUGUAUUUUUCACAAGAAAUUCUACGUGUUAAAGGAAAGUUACUGAAAAUGAUUUUAAUUAUUAUGAAAAGAUACCAGAUUGAAGUCAUUUUUAUUUGAGCAGCACUUUUCACAACAAACAUCCUGUAAAUUAUACUGUAAUAGAAAAUGAAUAUCUGUAAUGUCGUAAAGUCAUCAUUGUGUGUUUUGAUGAGAAACGUGAUUGUAGAUUAUGCAUCAAAAAUAUAAUUUUCUUUAAGUCUUAAGACCCCCAGUGAACAAGCCAAAGGUGAUUGCCAAGGAACACAAAACUGCAUAAGAUGUAGUUAAUGGGGAAAAUAACCUCGGGUGUGUGGAUGAACACAACAGUUGCUAUAAUGUUUUUAUCUUGUUUCUGAGGAUUCUGUGAAUCUUUGGAUAUCUUCCAGUGCUUCUGCUGGCUGCGGCUUUUCUCGUGAUUUAAUUGUAUUUCUCAUGCAGUUGCUAAGUAUUGAUGUAAAAUUGCAGUAUUAUCAUCCUAUUAAAUUUAAUAAUUGUCUUAUCACAUGGCAUCAUGACAUGUAUGUUUAUAUGCUUUUUUUCUGCAAAUGUGCAUGUUACAUUUAAUCUGAUAGUUGUUACAAACAAACACACUUGAAGAAUUUUAU
Messenger RNA from Myxocyprinus asiaticus (Chinese sucker), 3249 nucleotides. Its product is annotated as transmembrane protein 88B-like. Bases 1298 to 1804 code for a protein of 168 amino acids. Gene Ontology annotation, cellular component: plasma membrane. The transcript is spliced from 2 exons. The record is from RefSeq and is a predicted model, not a curated record. NCBI's taxonomy places the organism in Eukaryota, Metazoa, Chordata, Actinopteri, Cypriniformes, Catostomidae. Gene Ontology annotation, molecular function: PDZ domain binding.